CUGUUGACAGCUGUCAUUCCGAAAAACAAAAUUGUUCGAAACAUAUCAAAGCGCUACCGGUGAGCUUAUAAAGAAAAUAAGUCUGCUUUUACCUGGAAUUGUGAUUGAAUACUACAAUCAUCAGUGAAAAAUGGCUUUCUGUCCUCUUUACUUGGAAUACGAGCGUCCCCGACGACCUCGUCAACUGGUAGAUCAACACUUCGGACUGGGGCUGACUCCUCAAGACUACCUGACCAUCAUCGCUUUGCCGCAGAACAAGGAAUACCACAGACCGUGGCGAAACCUCCAGGCGGCGGCCCGUGACGUCGGCUCAACUAUCAGGGAAGAAAAGGAUAAGUUUCAAGUCAAUUUGGACGUUCAACAUUUCGCACCCGAAGAGAUCUCGGUCAAGACUGUUGACGGUUACCUAGUCGUAGAAGCUAAGCACGAAGAAAAACAAGACGAGCAUGGAUAUAUUUCGAGAAGUUUCUGUAGAAGAUAUGCUCUCCCGGAAGGCAUUGAGGCUGAUGCAGUGAUCUCAAAAUUGUCGUCCGAUGGUGUGUUGACUAUCACUGCGCCUUUGAAAGCGCCUCCUAAAGCUUCUAACGAGAGAAUAGUGCCUAUUGUGCAGACGGGUCCAGUGAAGAAGCAAGUGGAAGGAACGGAGGAGCAGGGAUAAAUUAAAUUAGAAAAUUAGGACUUUAAAAUUUUGGUUGUACAUUCCUAUAUUGUGUACCAGUGCCAGGGUUGUGUUGAAGUGAAUAAAUGUUUUGUGUUGUACCUACUUUAA
Messenger RNA from Cydia pomonella (codling moth), 769 nucleotides. Its product is annotated as protein lethal(2)essential for life-like. Bases 131 to 658 code for a protein of 175 amino acids. Gene Ontology annotation, molecular function: protein folding chaperone. Lineage: Eukaryota; Metazoa; Arthropoda; Insecta; Lepidoptera; Tortricidae. The transcript has a single exon. The record is from RefSeq and is a predicted model, not a curated record. Gene Ontology annotation, biological process: protein refolding; response to heat.